This is a messenger RNA of Ruditapes philippinarum (Manila clam), 3008 nucleotides long. RefSeq lists its product as uncharacterized. The record is from RefSeq and is a predicted model, not a curated record. The transcript is spliced from 4 exons. Bases 168 to 779 code for a protein of 203 amino acids. NCBI's taxonomy places the organism in Eukaryota, Metazoa, Mollusca, Bivalvia, Venerida, Veneridae.
UUCGUUGCAGUGUCUAUUCUUUUCCUUUGUAAGAAAACUGUUAUACGAGAAGUAAAUUCAACCUAACUGGAUAAAUACAAACACUUAUCUUACGGAUUCAUCCUUUAUUAUGUUAGAAAAAAGGAAUUAGCCUUUAAAGGGAGUCGGCGAUCUGCAACAUAACAUCUAUGAAGGUGCUUGGCCAUGACAAAGAUUCAUACCAAUGUUGUGGAGUUGGUGUAUACCGACCGGACAAACAAACAUGCUGUCUGGAAUCUAGAUCUAUAUAUAGAAUUCACGAUGAUAAACCGGAAAGACAUCAUAUAUGUUGCAGUUUAGAUGUAUAUGCAAGAAGAUCUACCAGCGCACCAUGUCAACAUAUUUCUCGGAAUGAUGCUUUUCUAAGCAAUAAACUACCAAAGCUGGAAACAAAUUACUUAAAACAUUCCAUCACGAAAGCUCUAAUAUGUAGUAAAACAUUUGCAUUUUACGUUAGAAUUGCCAAAGAAAAGGGGUAUGGAGAAAGACUCUUUCUAAAAGCAAGAAUCACACAGUACCGACGAGACGAAAAACAUCUAUGGCAUGUUCAAAAGAGGCAUAAAUUCAUUAUGCUAGACAAAUACAGCUCGGGACGGCUGGGGAGAAAAGGAUUUAUCAUAUUUUCGAACUAUGACUACCUAGAUGAUGUCAUCUUUAUUCGCCGUGACGUAGAUACUGUCUUCAAAGCGCCAAAGAGAAAACGUAUGUUGUUAAAAAGGUUAAGAAAAGUGUACAGUACCUGUAGAUCUAACAAAUCAUGAACGAUAUCAUGAAUGAUAUCAUGAAACCAGGUGGGAAUCUUAGACCAUCUUAUUCAUUCACAAAAAAGUAUCUAAGUUUCCGUAAACAGUGACUAGAACUUUAUAAUCAAACAACAAUCCUCCCCAAAUUCCGAUAUGCGCGCAACUGUAACAGGUAGAACCAGAAGCAUGAACAAAAACUUGACAAGAAGGUGGCAACAUUCUUCGAAGCGGAGCAACGGGUACGGCUUUUCCAGUGAAAUGCGAUAUGGCGGAACCGGAAGUAGGAAAGGCUUUGAUCAGUGUUUUAUCUGCGGAAGAAUAAAUACUGUUGGUAUCUGAACUAGGAUAAUGCGGAAAGACACUCUAAAAACUAUUAUAGCAAAGACAAAUUCCAAACGUUUAAAAAAAUAAAUUUAACAAUGAAUACAUAAACAAUGUAAGUGAACGUAAUGAGACUACUUUGUUAGAAAAAGAUUCCAAAAAUGAGAUUUCAUCAAAAAACAGUAACAUGUGUAUUCUCACAGAUUACUGGAUCGAGGUAUUUGAGAGUAAAACAAAUAGUUUUACAAAUGUAGUUAAUUUGACUUUGAUUUUCUCUAAUAUAUAUUACAUUAACAUAUCUGGUAUAUCUCAAAUAAGAAAUAACUAUAUAGUAAUAUUUCAGUCACACACACAAGAACUUUUCAAUUAAUUCCGUUAAAUAAAAAAUAGAGAAAAUAACACAACAAGUAAGCUACUGCAAAAUGAAUCAAAGUACUGAAUGUACUGAUAGGGAGGCUAUGACAGAAUGUUUCAGACUUAUAGUUUCUUUUCUUUUUGCUUAAAAUGUGCUGUUAUUUCAAUUAUUACCAAAAUAAGAAGAUAUACACAUUAUGUCAUUUUUCCUUACUGUUGUGUUCAACCAUUCAUAUGUAUGGUUAAUAUGGUUGACUAUUCAUUUUGUUAAUAUUCCAGAACAUUUCAUUGAGGUCUACAUUCGGACUGCUAAUCCUGCAAAUUUUGAAAAACCUAAACUGUCAAUAAUAAAUGACAUACCAGAAAGUAUGACGACUGUUCAUUAUAAGAUAACAAUAACAUUUUACAACUGACUGUUCCUUAUCAAAAUAUUCUAGGACUGUUCAUCAUAAAUACUUUAUGUCAUUUUAUUAUCAUUGAAUGAUAAUAACAACUGCAAGUUAUGCAACAUUUUUAUUGAACAUAAAAAUUAUACAUAUUUACAUGUCAUGUACAAUAAUUGAGAUCAAUAAGAUACUGUCUUGUGAUGAGUAUUAAUAUUCAUGCUCUACGGACAGAAAGUUGUCUUCUCCCGAAGCAAAUCUCGAAUAAAAUCCCGUUUCAGAAAAUUAUUCCCAUUUCAUUACUCGUCGCUGACUUUGACGGCUUCGGAUAUUUAUUAAAACUAAAUAUUUCUUGAAAAAAAAACAUAUCUGCAAAGCUUAUUCAAAAUUGAAUCAACCUAAGUGAAAAUUGAUCAGGAAGUUAUAUCUUCUUUUUUUACCACCAACACUCAACCAACUUAUGGUAGUUAAUAGAUAGAUUCUACAUGCAUUUUUAAACCUCACUAGCUUGAAAUAUAACUGCGGAAAAUCUAUUGUUAACAGGCUGUGCGGUUAUUACGUAGGGUUUUCCCUGUCGACCAUUUCCCGCAAAUAGAUGAGAACAUCGAAGCAUCAGUGCUAUGAAUGGUGUUAUAAAUAGCGUGUUUUGGAAGUUUUUGUUGAAACUUCUCCAAAUCCCUCCAGAGACGUGCACGUCGCGGAGAAGGCACACUGCAGGUCAAGGUCAAGUCAUCUCAAGUACCAGAGGUGAUUGGUUGACCUGUCGUGACUUACUCUGGAGGUUUGGCGCUAAUGAAUGCCGUUUUUGUUGUCGUCAGUCAGGAAGUUGAUGCCUUGACAGUAUUGUCGUCUCCUUUACCGCCAACGAACGAAGAAUGGGCUACCAGGAAGAUUCGGCUUGAAAAAGACGUCCCCGAUGCUAUAAUCUCGGACAUAUGGUUAUUCCGGCCCCGAGUAUAAAUAAACUUAAAACACACACUUUUGUUGAAAACAAAACAAAAAAACAACAACACAUUUUCUGUAGUAUUUUUUCAAGUGUUGUAAAAUGAAUACGAAAUUCCUCUUAUGCCGCCGAUUAUUUUUAAAACACAAACAUAUAAGUUUUUUUAUUUGAUUUAUUCAAAUAAACAUUAAUCACUUCAGCGCGCGCAAAUAUCGUUUUCAAAUUAAAGUUUCGUAAGAUAUGUUG